UCCUUUCUUUUCCCAAGAUAUUCAGCAUCAUUACAACUCAGUUCAUGCCCUUCAAGGAGGCACAGGAGUGUAUGGUAGGAGAGUACAAGGUGGAUGGGCAAUGCUGUCCCACCUGCCAUCCAGGUUACAGGGUUCAAGAGACAUGCAGUAUAAUAACAGGCACCACGUGUGUGCCUUGUGAUCCUGGGACCUACACAGCACACCAGAGUGGCCUGAAGGAGUGUCUCCAGUGUAAAGUCUGUGACCCUGCAUUUGGCUUGGUGACCAGAAGGGCAUGUUCGCCCACAUCCGACACUGUGUGUGGCUGCUCUUCAGGGUAUUUCUGUUCCAACAUGAAAGAUGAUGACUGUGAGAUGUGUGUGGCUCAUCGAGUCUGCACCCCUGGCCAAUACAUGAAGUCUAGAGGCACAGAGAGAAACAACACCAUCUGUGAAGAGUGCCAGGCAGGGACAUUUUCCCCCAAUGGGACCCUUGGCCAAUGUCUGCCAUGGACCAAUUGUAGUGCCCGGGGUCUAUUUGAAGAAAAGCCAGGCACUGAUACCACAGAUGCAUUGUGCUCACCAAAGAGUAACCACCAACUCAUACUUAUUGGCAUUCCCUUCAUCAUCAUCACUAUCACUGCCUUCAUCAUUUUGGCAGUGAAGUUAAUUAGAAAGAAAAACAACCGAGAAAGAGCAUCCCACCCUUGAAAAAUCUGUGACUCCCUCGAGGCUGAUGGAUGAGUCACCAACUUGCCUGUGCAAGACACCAGACAACAAGAGUCAGCACCACUAUGGGAAAUAAUGUCCAAGAGUCAAGACAGUUGGGAACUUCACGAUGCCCUUGAGAGUGCAGUGAAAUGCCAAGGCCAAGUCAUACUCUCUGUCUGCCAUUGGGACAAAGCUCAUCCCCAGCAAUGGUGACCACCUUCUUCUUGAACCUCCUCCUAGCUUUGCAGUCAGAAACAUUCCAGAUAGCAAGGGAUAUCUAAGGCAGGCCAAAAGUUUCACCAGCAACUUCCAAUUCUGAUGCCCUUUCCCAGAGCAAAGCGUGGCAGACAAGGCAACAGAGUCUGAGUUCUGAGAGGUUGGAUGAGCCGUGAGUGUGGGCGUGCAAUGAACAGUCUGCUUUCCAAGGACCAGCAUGAACAAGAUGGUGGUUUACAUAAGGUUUAUUUCAUAUUUACUCUGCACAUAUCUAUUUAUUUAUUAAAGUUGUUUAGUUUUUCAGUCA
This is a messenger RNA of Vombatus ursinus (common wombat), 1212 nucleotides long. Its product is annotated as tumor necrosis factor receptor superfamily member 14-like. Lineage: Eukaryota; Metazoa; Chordata; Mammalia; Diprotodontia; Vombatidae. The coding region runs from base 45 to 689 and encodes 214 amino acids. The record is from RefSeq and is a predicted model, not a curated record. The transcript has 6 exons. Gene Ontology annotation, molecular function: protein binding. Gene Ontology annotation, cellular component: external side of plasma membrane. Gene Ontology annotation, biological process: positive regulation of cytokine production involved in immune response; defense response to Gram-negative bacterium; negative regulation of alpha-beta T cell proliferation.